This is a messenger RNA of Cooperia oncophora, 474 nucleotides long. The record is from the annotation of a GenBank genome assembly. Lineage: Eukaryota; Metazoa; Nematoda; Chromadorea; Rhabditida; Trichostrongylidae.
AUGUCGACUCGUACUCCGCGUAUUUGGCAGAAAGGUAUCCAGAACUAUGUCUUCCUCCCUGACUUCUGGGUGGCCGUAACUUCAACGCCCGUUGUUGGUCGAUACAAGUUGCCCAGGAACUGCGUGAAGUUUGAAGUGGACCCAAGGAUGACGAGGCAUGAUGUAAAGGAAUAUCUUACCAAGAUCUAUGACCUUCCGGUGAGAAGCGUACGCACAGAAGUUCAAAUGGGUGACAUCACGUGGAGCACACCAUUGGAUCGUCAGUACAAGAAAGCAAUGUGGAAAGAGAACGACAAGAAAUACGCGUAUGUUUAUAUGAGCAAAGAUUUUGAGUUCGUUCCUGUGAACGUCUUUCCCACGGAUGAUGAGCAAGAACAACUACAGAAGGUCAAAGAACAACAGGAAAAAACGACUUUGAACGAUAGAUUCGUAAAUCGUGACAGGAAAAAGAUUGGAGAGUUGUUAGGUGUUUGA